Molecule: messenger RNA, 1676 nt
Organism: Drosophila persimilis
Lineage: Eukaryota; Metazoa; Arthropoda; Insecta; Diptera; Drosophilidae
Gene: mbm
Product: protein mushroom body miniature
Exons: 3
Coding region: 1-1632 (543 amino acids)
Molecular function (GO): zinc ion binding; nucleic acid binding
Source: RefSeq, a predicted model, not a curated record
AUGCAAAACGGCCAAGUUCAGGACAAAUACCAUUUCUACUCCGGAGGCCCACAGAACCAAGAGAUGCGCAGCCGUGGUGGCCGUGGUGGCCGUGGCGGCCGUGGCGGCCGUGGCGGUGCCAAUAAUCCAAAUUUCAACAGGCAGAACGGCGGCCCCUCUGAUGGACAAUCAAACGGACACCACAACAAUCACCAAGGCCAAGACAAUGGAUUACGUAGAGGCGGCGGCGGUGGAGGUGGCGACGGCUGGCGUGGUAGUCGUAGAUCUCGCAGGUCUCGUGGUCCAAGAGAUGACAAUCGCAGAGAUCCGCAACAAAGAGGUGGUCGUAACGAUAAUUGGGGUGCCCCAAUGGAGCCCACUCCCAACACUGUGUUUAACUACGAGCCUAUGGGAAUAGCACAACAACCCGAAGCACAGCCACCAGUGUUAGGCGGCUUAGAAGUACCACAACUACCUGACGCUUCCAUGAAUUAUAUUCCGUUAGUUUUAGAAGCACCUGUAGAACAGAAGCAGCCUGCCAUUGAAGUAAAACCCACGGAGCCACCUGUCAACUUCAAAAUCAAGAAGGAAAAGAAAGACACGCACUCGCCAGUUGUAAAACCCGCACCGCAGCCGCAGCCGCAGCCGCAGCCUGCCAAAAAGCCAAAAGAGAGUAGCGACGAGAGCUCUUCGAGCAGUUCUGAUGAAAGCGUUGAAGCUGGUGAAGUGGUCAAAGCUCCAGCUGUGAAAACGAAGACGGAGGCCACAGCUGCAAAGGCUCCAGUGUCGUCUUCGUCAUCCUCAUCUUCCGAGGAUUCUGACUCUGACAGUGAGGAUAGUAAGCCGGCAGCUAAAAGCAAAACUGCAGCUAAAGGGAAGGAAUCGAGUGGCAAGACUUCCAAGAAACUAAAGAAAACUCUAUCCGAAGAGGAUGUCGUCUGCCUUGGCUCUCAGAAGCGACACUACACCAUACCCGAUGAGGAUGAGGAGAGCAGCGAGGUGGACGAAGAAAAGGACGAGGAUGAGCAACCCAAGGCCAACAAAAGUAAAAGCAAGCAAAAAGCCGACAAUGGCUGUGCAAUUUGCGACAAGAAGGGCCACACCUCCUUCGAGUGCCAGAUGAUCUGCCGUAAUUGCUCGGCUCAGUAUCAUAGCCUCAAGAACUGUCCAAAGCCACCGAAUCUGAACAUUGCUCUGCAGGCAUAUUUGGAGUACACCAUGCAGCAGGUGGCCGUAUUUAAUGUGGAGCAACGUUUUGCCUUUCCCGCUGGUGCGGUGCCAGCAAUGUCAUCCGCCCCGGCUUCCUCUACGCCUGCCAAGUCGAAGAAGGAGAAAAAGGCUCCCAAGAAGCCCAAGAAAACGCCACAAAAGAGAAUGAAACUGGAGACUGCCGCCGACGACGACGAUGAUGAUGAUGACGAAGACGACGACGAUGAGGAGGAGGCAAGCAGCGAUAGCGAAGAUUCCGAACCAUCUAGCGAUGAGCCAGCACCCGUGGCUAAGCAAAAGCGAAAGCGGAAUUCAAAGCAGACAAAUCCUGCCGCAAAUCUACCACCGCAAGCGUUUCCAUUUCCCCUGUUGGCUGCCGGCUCACCUUACAACUCCAUGAUGUAUCCAUAUGCGGCGCCCUUUAGCUUUCCUAAACAACAAUAAGAGUUACAAUAGUACAUAACAUAUGUUGGAAGUAGUUUUUAAAA